AAGUGAAAUUAAAUAUGUAGUAGUUGUAUUAAUAACUGCUGAAAAUUUUCGUGUCCAGACUUUGAAUUCAGGUUUUUUUACUAAUUGUUGUUUUCUUAGUAAAAUAAAGAAUGCUGUCACGUAUUUAGCAAGUUAUUCAUGAAAGCGAGAGGUUCGUGAAUAUUCAUAACUCAUACAAACCGAACUUGAACAUUGUUGAUGUCUGAUUACAAUGCCUGCAUUGUCAGGACCCAGUCCUGGAAAUAACAGUAAUGAAAGUAGUCCCAACGCUCAAAUUAGUAAUGAAGCCUGUGGGAUACGAGACGUGUGGGCGUUUAAUUUGGAAGAGGAGUUUAAGGCUAUUCGUAAAAUCGUCCAAGAGUACCAGUAUGUUGCCAUGGACACAGAAUUUCCUGGAGUUGUAGCACGACCAAUUGGAGAAUUUCGUAGCACAGCCGAUUAUCAAUAUCAGCUGUUACGUUGUAACGUUGACCUGCUAAAGAUUAUUCAAUUGGGUCUUACAUUUUUAGAUGAGACCGGUAAAAUGCCUUCUGGUGGAUAUUCGACAUGGCAAUUUAAUUUUAAAUUUAACUUGACUGAAGAUAUGUAUGCCCAAGAUUCAAUCGAUCUGUUAACAAAUUCUGGUAUUCAGUUCAAAAAGCAUGAAGAAGAAGGAAUUGAACCUUAUGAGUUUGCCCAGUUAUUGAUGACAUCAGGAGUUGUUCUUUCUGAAAAUGUUAAAUGGAUAUCAUUUCACAGUGGAUACGAUUUCGGUUAUCUUUUAAAAUUAUUAACAGACCAAAAUUUACCUUCUGAAGAAUCCGAAUUUUUUGAACUUUUGAGAAUAUAUUUUCCCACUAUUUACGAUGUAAAGUAUUUAAUGAAAAGCUGUAAAAAUUUAAAAGGUGGAUUGCAAGAAGUUGCUGAACAACUUGAGCUUGAAAGGAUAGGACCCCAACAUCAAGCAGGAAGCGACAGUUUGAUAACUGGUGCAUCAUUUUUUAAAAUGAGAGAGAUGUUCUUUGAAGAUAACAUCGAUGACGCAAAAUAUUGUGGACAUCUGUAUGGUCUCGGAACAUCUUACAUUCACAACGGGAAUUCGUAUCCAGAUGAUGCUCCUUCGUCCGGGACUCUCUCUUCCUGACCUUGAAGAAUCGUGUCGAAAUGUCGAAUCCAAAUGAAAGACCAGCGAUGUACAGACUUCUUACAAGCAUUUUGAUUGCUAGGCAUUUGUAGUCUUGCAUGUGACACCUUUACAUGUCAGUUCUUAGACUUCUAUUAAUUCAACGUAUGAGGUGUGAUUUAUAUGUUUUGGAAUCAAAAGGAAUUUUUUCAGAGGGAAUGGAAAAAAAAAAACA
Molecule: messenger RNA, 1337 nt
Organism: Centruroides sculpturatus (bark scorpion)
Lineage: Eukaryota; Metazoa; Arthropoda; Arachnida; Scorpiones; Buthidae
Product: CCR4-NOT transcription complex subunit 7-like
Exons: 7
Coding region: 212-1123 (303 amino acids)
Cellular component (GO): P-body; CCR4-NOT complex; CCR4-NOT core complex
Molecular function (GO): poly(A)-specific ribonuclease activity; nucleic acid binding
Source: RefSeq, a predicted model, not a curated record